AUCAUCAUCAUCAUCAUCAUCUCUCUCUCUCGAUUGCAAGCAAGCAAUACAGAAUUCUCUCUCUCUCUCUCUCUCUCUCUCUCUCUCUCUCGAUUGCAAGCAAGCAAUACAGAAUUGUCUCCCUCCCUCUCUCUCUCUCUCUCUCUCUCUCUCUCUCUCUCUCUAUAUAUAUAUAUAUGCAGGGGGGAAAAGGUAUGAGGACUGGCUUCUUCGCUUCGUCACCCUCCCACUCUUCCUACGCCUCGUCGCCUAUGCGAAGGUCGCCCUCCCCCUCUCCGUCGCCGGCAAGGAAGUUCUCGGAGACAAUUAUGGAGGAUAACAUUCGUGCGGCCGAGGCGGUUGUCAGGAAAUGGAGUGUUGAGGGGAGCAGCUCAGGAAGAUACAGCGGAAACGACUCGCUUUUCGGCGGAGACCGGAGGGAGGCGAAGGACUUCCUCAGGUCGGUGAAGGACUUGCAGACCACGAUGCAGUUCUAUGUUGCGGAGGAUUCGACCUCCGAGAAUCUAGUUCAGGCGCAGUGCUUGAUGCAAAUUGCGAUGAGGAGGCUGGAGAAGGAGUUCUAUCAGAUUUUGUCCAGGAAUCGGGAGUGUUUGGAUCCGGAGUCGGUUUCCAGUCGGUCAUCGCGAGCGUCGGGGAGGUCGAGCGUCUCGGAGUUUGAAGGCGAUAUGUCGGAGGAUGAUGAUCAGGCAGCUGGCGGUUCCGUCUCUGAAGUCGAGAGCCCCUCGGUGCUCGCGAUGGCAGAUCUGACAGAGAUUGCGAACACGAUGAUUUCGUCCGGCUACGGCAAAGAGUGCGUGAAGAUUUACAAAAUUAUCCGGAGAUCGAUUGUUGACGAGAGCUUGUACUAUCUAGGAGUCGAAAAGCUGAGUUUAUCGCAAAUUCAGAAAAUGGAUUGGGAUGCGAUCGAGCUGAGAAUCAAGAGCUGGUUGAACGCGGUGAAGGUCGCCGUGAAGACGCUUUUCCUCGGGGAGAGAACCCUCUGCGACCAUGUCUUCUCUACCGGUGGUAGAAUGGCGGAGUCAUGCUUUGCGGAGAUCGCCAGCGAAGGUGCCAUGACUCUGUUCGGAUUCCCCGAACUCGUGGCAAAGUACAAGAAAUUAUCUCCAGAAAAAAUGUUCCGCAUACUGGACCUAUACGAGGCAAUCUCAGACCUCUGGCCGGAGAUAGAGUCAAUCUUCUCAUUGGAAUCAGUCUCUGCUGUCAGAUCGCAGGCCAUCGCGUCUCUCCUCAAGCUCGGCGACGCUGUUCGUGCUAUGCUUUCAGACUUCGAGAUGGCAAUCCAGAAGGACACCUCCAAAUCUCCUGUUCCCGGAGGUGGCUUUCAUCCUCUGACGCGUUACGUCAUGAAUUAUGUCGUUUUCCUCUCUGAUUACAGCUGGAUACUCUCCGACAUAGUCGCAGAUUGGCCUCUCUCGGUAGAGUCGCCAGUGCUAGAAUCUUACUUCUCAAGCCCCGUCUCCGACGACAGUCCGACGACGGCGAUAUCAAUGCGCCUGGCCUGGCUCAUCCUCGUCCUCCUCUGCAAGCUCGAUGGCAAAGCCAAACUCUACAAAGACGUGCCACUAUCCUAUCUCUUCUUGAUGAACAAUCUGAACUACGUCAUUUCGAAGGUCCGCACGUCGAACCUAGUGCUGCUCUUAGGAGACGACUGGUUGGCCAAGCACGAGGAGAAGGUGAAACAGUACGCCUCGAACUACGAGCGAAUGGCCUGGAACAAGGUGAUCUCAUCGUUGCCAAAUUCGACCGAUGACAUUUCACCGGAAGCAGCGAGAAAGUGCUUCGGCCAAUUCAACUCCGCCUUCGACGAGGCGUACAGAAAACAAACCUCUUGGGUGGUACCCGACCCGAAACUCCGUGACGAGAUCAAGAUCUCACUCGCAAAAUUGAUAGGGCCAGCUUACAAGUCCUUUUACGAAAAAUACCAGGGGAUGCUUCGGUGGGAGAUAGGUUCUUCCGUCAGAUAUGUCCCUGACGAUCUGGGGAAUUACUUGUCGGACCUGUUCUAUGGGACCCUACAUUCCGGGAAUCUGUCAUCCUCAUCUUCUUUGUCAUCAUCGCCGUUGCGAACACAUCGAGGUUGAGCCAAUUGCCGGCCUAUGAACCUGUAACAAAAACGAUGAAGAACACAGGCAACUUGAAUUCAUAUAGUUGUUCAUAAGAAAUUAUAUCCAAGGACAAAGGGCCUUGUGUAGACAUAUUUGUCUGUCAUCUAGGCAGAUUCAUUAAUUCUUUCGAAUAAAUAAAAAUAUUCAUUUUUGAAUA
Messenger RNA from Diospyros lotus (date-plum), 2262 nucleotides. Its product is annotated as exocyst complex component EXO70H1. Gene Ontology annotation, molecular function: phosphatidylinositol-4,5-bisphosphate binding. Gene Ontology annotation, cellular component: exocyst. The record is from RefSeq and is a predicted model, not a curated record. Lineage: Eukaryota; Viridiplantae; Streptophyta; Magnoliopsida; Ericales; Ebenaceae. The transcript has a single exon. Gene Ontology annotation, biological process: exocytosis. The coding region runs from base 177 to 2081 and encodes 634 amino acids.